GGCGGCGCGGCGCGGCGGGGAAAGCGCUCCGACGGGAAACACGGAGCCACGCCGCUGACCGCCUGCGCGCCGCGCUCGACACCCUGUGCCCGCCUGGCAGGUGGCCGUAUCCCUGCCAGCCGGUGACAUCCCUCCGUCCUGGGACUUGGCAGGAUGGAGGCCAGGGAUGUCCCCAUCCCCGUCCCUGCGCUGGCCACAGAGCCGCGAUUCGCCCAGCGCCUCAGAGAGCAUUUGGAAGAGGAGCAGCUCCUGGACGGGCGCUACCGGCUGCAGGAGGUGCCGGGGGGCCACGUGGCCCUGCCCGUGGUUGAGGAGAAGCUCUCCCAGCUGCGACUGCCCCAGGAGAUACCCUGUGGACUGGUCCAGAUCCAGGACCCCGUCCCCUCCAGGGCAGCCCGCCGGCAGACGCCUGCCCAGAAGCUGCGGGAUGAGCUGCGGCAGCUGCUGGGCAAGAGCUGGUCGGAGAAGCUGGAGCGUGAUGUGCCCCGUGCCUGGCAGCGGCAUGGGGAUCUGGUCCUGCUGAGCGAGGAUUGCUUCAGGGCUGCGCCGUGGGAGAAGCUGGGUAAGGGGGAGCAGGGUCUGCCUGCCCAGAUCCUGCCCGCAGAGCUGUCCUGGCUUUUCCCAAAGCUCCGAGGACGGGUUCGUUGCAGGUCCAGCACUCUGGGAGACGGUCGCCUCAGCUCUGGGUGCCUGUCGGCUGGCCAGGCGAGGACGGGUGUUGCCGGAUGGGAUGCGGUCCCCCAGUGUCACCCUGCUGCUGGGCCAGGAUGGCUGGGUGGAGCACGUGGACAACGGGAUCAGGUAGGCAGGAGCCACGGUGCAGGACGCAGCCGGUGCAGGGAAGGGGCUGCCCUCAUUGGGCCGGUGAUAUCUCCCAGGUACACGUUCGAUGUGACCAAGUGCAUGUUCUCACCGGGCAACAUCACAGAGAAGCUGCGCGUGGCCUCGCUGCCCUGCUCCGGGGAGGUCCUGGUGGAUCUCUACGCAGGCAUCGGCUAUUUCACGCUGCCGUACCUGGUUCACGCAGCGGCUGCCUUUGCCCACGCCUGCGAGUGGAACGGCCAUGCCGUGGAGGCCCUGCGCAGGAACCUGGCACUGAACGGCGUGCAGGACCGCUGCCACAUCCACUAUGGGGACAGCCGGCAGCUGGAGCUGCAGGAUGUAGCGGACCGGGUGAACCUGGGGCUGAUUCCCAGCUCGGAGGAAGGCUGGCCGGUGGCCUGCCGUGUCCUGAAGAAGGGCACUGGUGGGGUUCUCCACAUCCACCACAACGUGGAGACUGUCCCCUCACCGGCCCCUCCGCAGACCGCGGUCCUGCAGGCUGAGCAGGGGUCUCUGGAGGGAGCCGGCUCUGAUGGAGAGGUGCAGCACCCAGCGGAGGAUGGUGGGAAGGAGACACUGGCGGCCAGGAUCAGACCUGAGUGGCAGAGGUGGGCUGAAGCCACGGCGGCACGGAUCCGGGGGCUGCUGGUAGAGCUGCACGGGCAGCCGUGGCGCACCAGCAUCCUGCACAUCGAGGCAGUGAAGUCCUACGCGCCCCACGUGCAUCACCUCGUGCUGGACCUCGAGUGCCGGCCGAUGCUGCCCACCUAGCUGGCCACAGGCCCCAGCAUGGCUCCAGCUCGCACAAAAUGCUGAUGUUGGAGCAUCGGUGGCCAGGAGAUGCUACCGUUGCCUGCUGCCAGCCUGGCUGCGCUUUACGUCCCCUCGUUCCCGGGUGGCAUCACUGCCCAGCAGUGCCUCCCUGUCCCCAGGGCACGGAGGGAUGCGCUCCCAUGGGAGAUCUCUCCAGAAGCUGUAUCCCAGCCUAGGAUGGGGUGAGCUGGGACCGAGAGCGCCCGGAGUCCUGCCCCGAUCUUGGAAAUGUGGUGGCACUUUCAGCCCCAUUUUCACACAGGAGAGAGAGCCACGGGGCUGAAUAAACCUCAGAUUCCUGCCGGGCUUCGUUUCAGCGAGUCAGGGGCAGGCUUUGUGCUUGUAUUCACCAGCGUGCUUUUUUAUUGUACUGGAAACAGAUCUGUUCACCUCGGUUUCUUCUCACCUUUUUGCAGAAAUAAGGAUGUUUCC
Harpia harpyja (harpy eagle) is the source of this 2067-nucleotide messenger RNA. RefSeq names its product tRNA methyltransferase 12 homolog (gene TYW2). The transcript is spliced from 6 exons. Gene Ontology annotation, molecular function: tRNA methyltransferase activity. Gene Ontology annotation, cellular component: cytoplasm. Gene Ontology annotation, biological process: tRNA methylation. The coding region runs from base 154 to 1593 and encodes 479 amino acids. The record is from RefSeq and is a predicted model, not a curated record. NCBI's taxonomy places the organism in Eukaryota, Metazoa, Chordata, Aves, Accipitriformes, Accipitridae.